AUGGCUUUCGUAGAACCCAUUUCUCAAACUUCGGCAAUGGAACAGAAGACCCACGACGGUACUGACAACAUCAUGCCUUAUUCCGAGUCAUACAUGGGUUGUGUCACUCCGGAACUUAACGGACACCAACUCGCACACGGAUACUUGCCCAUGCAGGAGAUUUAUUACUACAACGGUAGCUACAUGACGCCAAGGAACGACUAUAUGAACUCCACGUGCUACCAGAUGAACGUAGACGAUGCCAUGAAACCUGGUGUCCCUAUGUACAUGGGUUCGCAUAUGGGACCGGUGUCUGGAUACAACCCUAUGUUAUAUGGUCCAUUGGAUGUAACUUACUGUCAGCCUGAAACAUCGUCAUUUUAUGGUGCGACUGAUGUGGACGGUUCUCAGAUGUACGUCCAAGGUAAGGGCGAGGUUGAGGAUGACACACAAACAUACGCGGAGUGCAGUACUACUGCUACUACCCCGAACCUCGACUAUUGCCCUAACCCCGAGGCGUUGGACGAUGGUUUCGACCUUCGUUAUGGACAUGAAUAUGAGGGUUACCCUAUGGCACCGGUUGAUUGCUACUCCAACAAGGUUGCACCAACUGGAGGUUAUGCUGGUUACAACAUGACCAACUUGGAGGAUGUAUUUUCUCCCUGCAGGGACCCCGACUCCCUGAUGAACGAUGCUAUGGUAGUUGAGAUCGCUGACGAGAUUGCAUCAAACGUACAAUAUUUACCUGACAAGGAAUCUAGCGGGAAGUACUCGUUGGAUAAGAACCACCCCAUCCAUUGUGUGUGGAGGGACGUCAACAGGGGUCAUUGCAGUUGGAGGUGCAGGUGGUGGGAGAACGGUAAGCGUCUCAGCAAGAACUUUAACGUGAAGCGUUUCGGUGAGCGUGAGGCUAUGUGGAUGGCCAUAGCUAUGAAAAUUCGCAACUCAACUCCCGUUGAGAGGUUCCAGCUUCUUAAGGAGCAACGUGAGGCCGUGCGCAACUAUUGUGAGCUCGUUAGGCAGAAUGCGCACGGUGCCUCCACCGAUGCACAUGUCGACAUCACAUCUAUGGCAGUACCAAGUGUGACGGCAGCUCCACGUAAGAGUCGAUCGCCGCUUAACAGCACUAAGGCUGCUCAGAAGGCUAACUGGGCUCGCAUAGCAUGGACUUAUGUGAUGGUUCCUGAGAGGCGUACAGGUUCUACCAGUGUUGUCUGUCGCCUUUGCGCGAAGACCACCAAGUGUUCGCGCAGCCGUAACCUACAGCAAGCUCACAUAAUGCAUUUACUUCGCAUGCACAAGAACCCGUGGAAGCAAUACCUUGAUGAGGAGGGUCUGACUAAGAUGUGCAGGUCUGCUUUAGAUACUCUAUACCAGCAACGCGGGUACACUGCUAACAGUGAAUGGAAGCUUCGUCCUGGCCUCACACCGCCGGAACCUGGUUUGAACUACACUUCUGCUGGCGAAAUGGACAGUGAUGCUGAGUAG
Messenger RNA from Babesia sp. Xinjiang, 1467 nucleotides. RefSeq lists its product as uncharacterized. Bases 1 to 1467 code for a protein of 488 amino acids. Gene Ontology annotation, molecular function: DNA-binding transcription factor activity. The record is from RefSeq and is a predicted model, not a curated record. Lineage: Eukaryota; Apicomplexa; Aconoidasida; Piroplasmida; Babesiidae. Gene Ontology annotation, biological process: regulation of DNA-templated transcription. The transcript has a single exon.